This is a messenger RNA of Geodia barretti, 591 nucleotides long. Lineage: Eukaryota; Metazoa; Porifera; Demospongiae; Tetractinellida; Geodiidae. The record is from the annotation of a GenBank genome assembly.
AUGUCGUCGACGGAACGGAUCAAGGUGAUGCUGGCGGACGACCAUCCCAUCAUGAGGGACGGCCUGCGGGACGCCCUGGAGGGUGAGGGGGACUUCGAGGUGGUCGGAUCGGCGGCAGACGGGGUUGAGGCGGUGAGCAUGGCGCAGAGCGUUGCGCCCGAGGUCAUCGUCAUGGACGUGAUGAUGCCGCACAAGGACGGCGUGGACGCCUGCCGGGAGAUCAUGGAGCUGCUGCCGGACACGCGGGUGCUGAUGCUGACGGCCUCGACCACAGAGGAUGCGGUCGUGGAGGCGAUCGCCGCCGGCGCGACGGGCUAUCUGCAGAAGGACUCGGGGCCUGAGGAGCUGGCGGAGGCGAUUCGGGAGGUGGCCCAGGGCCGUCUGCGCAUACCGGACAAGUCCAUAAGGCGGGUCUUCGCGAUGAUCCGCGGCCAGCGGGGGCUCACCGCCAGUCGGGCCCUGAAAGCGCUGACCGACCGGGAGCGGGAGAUCCUGCAGCUGUUUGCCAGCGGCAAGUCAUACGCCCAGAUCGCCGAGGCCAAGGGCAACAAGAUCGUGACCGUCAGGAACUCGAUCUAUCGCAUUCAGGAC